AACUCCGGGCCGGCGGCUUGUUGAUAAUAUGGCGGCAGGAGGUGCCUGGGCAUCUCGAGGAGGCGGUGGGGCCCACACCUCGAGGAAGGGUCUCUUUUCGGGCUAGUGCGGCGGCCGCUGCGGGCCCGAAGUCCGGGCCGGUUGCUGAAUGAGGGGAGCCGGGCCCUCCCCGCGACAGUCCCCCCGCGCCCUCCGACCCGACCCGGGCCCCGCCAUGUCCUUCUUCCGGCGGAAAGUGAAAGGCAAAGAAGAUAAGACCUCAGAUGCCAAGUCAAUUAAAGCCUCAAUAUCUGUACAUUCCCCACAAAAAAGCACUAAAAAUCAUGCCUUGCUGGAGGCCGCGGGACCAAGUCAUGUUGCAAUCAAUGCCAUUUCUGCCAACAUGGACUCCUUUUCAAGUAGCAGGACAGCAACACUUAAGAAGCAGCCAAGCCACAUGGAGGCCGCUCAUUUUGGUGACUUGGGCAGGUCUUGUCUGGACUACCAGAUUCAAGAGGCCAAAUCAAGUCUUUCAAAGACCCUUGAACAAGUCUUGCGUGACACUAUUGUCCUCCCUUAUUUCAUUCAAUUUAUGGAACUUCGGAGAAUGGAGCAUUUGGUUAAAUUUUGGUUAGAAGCUGAAAGUUUUCAUUCUACAACUUGGUCCCGUAUAAGAGCACACAGUCUGAACACAGUGAAGCAGAGCUCGCUGGCUGAGCCUGUCUCCCCAUCUAAAAAGCAAGAACCUGCAGCAUCUUUUAUAACUGAGUCUCUUGACAAGAGAUUAGAGGAUUCUAGCUCAGCCCAAUUGCUUAUCACUCAAUCAGAAGGAAUUGACCUGAAUAAUAGAACUAGCAACACCCAGAAUCACUUGCUCCUUUCCCAGGACUGUGACAGUGCCCAUCCCCUCCAUCUUGAAAUGGCCAGAAGAGAAACUCAUCAGAUUUCCAUGCAAACCCAAGAAUCCUUCUCCAGACUUACAGUUGCCAGUAGAAAUAGUCUCUCUUCUCCACUAAAGGAAUUAUCAGGAAAACUAAUGAAAAGUAUAGAACAAGAUGCAGUGAAUACUUUCACCAAAUAUAUAUCUCCAGAUGCUGCUAAACCAAUACCAAUUACAGAAGCAAUGAGAAAUGAUAUCAUAGCAAAGAUUUGUGGAGAAGAUGGACAGGUGGAUCCCAACUGUUUUGUUUCGGCACAGUCCAUAGUCUUUAGUGCAAUGGAGCAAGAGCACUUUAGUGAGUUUCUGCGAAGUCACCAUUUCUGUAAAUACCAGAUUGAAGUGCUGACCAGUGGAACUGUUUACCUGGCUGACAUUCUCUUCUGUGAGUCAGCCCUCUUUUAUUUCUCUGAGUACAUGGAGAAAGAAGAUGCUGUGAAUAUCUUGCAGUUCUGGUUGGCAGCAGAUAAUUUCCAGUCUCAGCUUGCUGCCAAAAAGGGCCAGUAUGAUGGACAGGAGGCACAGAACGAUGCCAUGAUUUUAUAUGACAAGUACUUCUCCCUGCAGGCCACACAUCCUCUUGGAUUUGAUGAUGUUGUAAGAUUAGAAAUUGAAUCUAAUAUCUGCAGGGAAGGUGGUCCACUCCCCAAUUGUUUUACAACUCCAUUACGUCAGGCCUGGACAACCAUGGAGAAGGUGUUUUUGCCUGGCUUUCUGUCCAGCAAUCUUUAUUAUAAAUAUUUGAAUGAUCUCAUCCAUUCAGUUCGAGGGGAUGAAUUUCUGGGAGGGAAUGUCUCACUGACCGCUCAUGGCUCUGUUGGUGCCCCUGACGACUCUCACCAAGGUGGUUCUGACAGCUCAGCCUCUCAGUCCAAUGUGAAAAAAGCUAGUGUUAAAAUUCUGAAAAAUUUUGAUGAAGCAAUAAUUGUGGAUGCUGCCAGUCUGGAUCCAGAAUCUUUAUAUCAACGGACAUAUGCAGGGAAGAUGACAUUUGGAAGAGUCAGUGACGUGGGGCAAUUCAUCCGAGAAUCUGAGCCUGAACCUGAUGUAAAGAAAUCAAAAGGAUCCAUGUUCUCACAAGCUAUGAAGAAAUGGGUGCAAGGAAAUACUGAUGAGGCCCAAGAAGAGCUAGCUUGGAAGAUUGCUAAAAUGAUAGUUAGUGAUGUUAUGCAGCAGGCACAAUAUGAUCAACCAUUAGAGAAGUCUACGAAGCUAUGACUCGAUACCUGAGAUAAAGGAAAUCUGCUUUUGAACAAUAAGAGAACGUUCUUCCUUUGGUUGGAUUCUUAACACAGCCAAUGAAAACAAAGCACUGUAUUUCUUUCAACUGUUACUCCCAACAAAGAACGGCAGACAAUCCUAGACUUCCACCAUAAGCAGAGUGACAUGUAGACAUAUUUGCUGACAUGAUGUUCACAAGCGAAAGUCAUAAGGAGACAAAGUGGUAUUGUUUACAUUACUAGAAAAUUAGUAGUUUUUCAAUGGCAAUAACCAUUUAUGAGAGAGUUUUAGUCCACUGGAAUGACAGGACCACAUGCUGUGGCAGGCUGGUAAGUGUAGAGCUGGUCUCCGAUGCACUUCUGCAGGGUGACCCAUCCUUAGCAGCAGCAUCAAGCAGGUACCAGAGGUGCUUUGCUUGGGCCUCUCCAAGCAAACGGGAGUCAGCUGCUCCGAGAGGCAGCGGCUCAGGGCGGCCGUGCGGUGCUAGCAGAUUGCUUUUCUCCAUCAGAACAGGGUGAAGGCUCAUCGUGUGUCUGCCUUCACAGCAGCAUUAGUUGGGAAGGAAGCUGGUAUGUCACAGGUCAAGUAUCAGUGACUUUGUCCUUCCUUUUGGUGACAGUAUACAAUUUUCACAUUUUAAUACUCCUGAGAUGCAGUAUACUUCAAACCAGUCUUUUCCCCCUGCUAACCAAAGGGUGAAUGUCCGCACUGGAGCAUUAGGACUCGCCCCUCUGGAAUUCUGCUCCAGGUCGUUUAACUUUCCCUUCAAAUACAAAUAACGAUCACUCCAGUGUUCCCCUGUGGCACCUUGAACAAAAUGUUUAUUCCCAGAUUGUAUGAUUGUUUUAUUUUGUUUAAGAAGGUGAGAGGGCAGGGUUGAGGGGCGGAGAAGCACUCGGUUGUGACUGCCUCCCCUUUCUUUGCUCUGAGCUGGAAAGGAUGCAGUGGGUGGCCUCUUCCUUCUGUCUUCAGGACGGGAAGAGACUUCCUCGCUGCACUUCUUCCCAGUUGCUCCUGCGUCUGCACUGUGCUGCCAUCAGCAGAGCUACCCCUUGGCACCACACUGCACUGGCCAGGCGACGCCAGUGCCUCCCCACCAUGUGACUGCUGGAGGGGAGAGAGUGCUCGCAGGUGUGACUGCUUUUGCUCAGACUUUGCAAAAAACAUAUAUAUAUAUAAUUAUUAAUCACCUCUGUCCUUGAGAGAGUCUUGAAUGAAUAGAGAAUUUAUCCCAUUGCAAUAUGUGAUUGUAUAGAGAGGCACACUGUUUCAUCAACAGAAGAAGCGAGAAGGCUGUGUAUAGUUUUUGGUACUAUGUACCACCUCUGUUAUUCUUCUAGAGCUGAAGUAUUCAUGUACUUAAACCAUAUUCUAUUUAAUUGUGUUUGAUUUUAAAUAUAUAUAUAUGAAUUAUAUUUAAAAUUGUGUCAACUUUCUGCUUUGGGGGCAUUUAUAGCUCUUCUAUUAAAAUUGUUGAUUCUUCCAAAUAUUUCCGUUUGCUUUACAAAAACCCAGAAAAUGAACCACAGCUGGACUUAGCCGAUGUUUGGUGUGUAUGGUAUAGACCUGAGGUUUUAUGAGGUGUAUGUUCUGUGACUAACUCAUUUUGUUCUUUUAACAAAAUGUUUCCAUCCAUUUCACUUUGCUUCAAUCUUUAAAUAACAGAAAAGCAAUAUAAAGGUCAUAGAAUAAAGAGUGGUUUUGGGUGACUCUUGCUGCCUCUGCAUGUUUCGAAAUAACAAUUUCUGUGAAGCUCUGGACUAUUUAAAGCAGUGCUGUCAGUUAAGGUACUAUUUAGCCAUUUCUUUGUAUACAUUUUGUGCUUCUGAGCUUGAGAUGUCAGUUGUUGUGGGGUUCUUCUAAGAAGAAUAGCAAGUUUGAGACUCAAAGUUACUUUUUUUCUGCCUUACCUGCCAUGGGACACAGAAGCAGAAUGUGACCUGAAAUGUGAGCCAGAUUUAAUAUGUGAUCUAAAGUAGAUCCUUGUACUUAUUUUUUAAUUGGAAUUGGAUUCAUCUAACCUUGAUCACCCACUGUGUUCCAGGCUGUGUGCCGUGUGUCCACAAAAUAUGAUUCCGUGGCAGGGUUUUCACAGGUGCAAGGAAUGAGUUGA
Molossus molossus (Pallas's mastiff bat) is the source of this 4250-nucleotide messenger RNA. It is a transcript of the gene AKAP10, whose product is annotated as A-kinase anchoring protein 10. Bases 149 to 2134 code for a protein of 661 amino acids. Gene Ontology annotation, molecular function: protein kinase A binding. Lineage: Eukaryota; Metazoa; Chordata; Mammalia; Chiroptera; Molossidae. Gene Ontology annotation, cellular component: plasma membrane. The record is from RefSeq and is a predicted model, not a curated record. Gene Ontology annotation, biological process: intracellular protein localization. The transcript has 15 exons.